Messenger RNA from Podarcis raffonei (Aeolian wall lizard), 2875 nucleotides. It is a transcript of the gene NEIL1, whose product is annotated as nei like DNA glycosylase 1. Gene Ontology annotation, molecular function: nucleic acid binding; DNA-(apurinic or apyrimidinic site) endonuclease activity; zinc ion binding. Gene Ontology annotation, biological process: base-excision repair. Lineage: Eukaryota; Metazoa; Chordata; Lepidosauria; Squamata; Lacertidae. Gene Ontology annotation, cellular component: nucleus. The coding region runs from base 172 to 1431 and encodes 419 amino acids. The transcript is spliced from 10 exons. The record is from RefSeq and is a predicted model, not a curated record.
GACCCCAAAUAGACGCCGUGUCCCGUGGAGAGGGAGACCUGGGCGUCCCUGUUGGUGGUACAGAAUAUUUUUUUAAAAAGCAGCAAACAGCACAGAAUUCUCCAGUGUCCUCCCAGACUUUGGCAACGCAUCACCCCGUGUCUCCUAUCUCAGCUCCUCCACAUCUUUAGGAUGCCGGAAGGUCCAGAAUUGUUCCUAAACAGCCGGUACAUCAAUGAGGAGUGCGGGGGUCUCGUUUUCUCGGGUAAAGUGGAGAAGUCGGAAGUGAGCAAGAACCCGGAGGUGCCCUUUGAGAGCGACAGGUACCUGAUCUCGGCCGUGUCGAGGGGCAAGGAGUUGAAGCUCACUCUCACGCCGCUCAAACAGGAGGGCCCGGCUCCAUCCAAAAGGCGGGUCUCUGCAGCCCGAGGGAAGCAGGCAGCUCAAGAGCCAAUGGAUAUCAUCUUCCGUUUUGGUAUGUCUGGCAACUUCAAAUUUGUCCCCGUGUCCGAGAUGCCAAAGCAUGCGCACCUGCGCUUCUACACCCGAGGAAGCCCGCCCCGUGCCCUCUGCUUUGUGGACUUCCGCCGAUUUGGCCGAUGGGAGGUGAGCGGUUCCUGGCAGGUGGACCGAGGGCCCUGUGUGAUGCUGGAGUAUGAGAAGUUCAGGGAAAACGUGCUGAGGAACCUCUUGGACAAGGCUUUUGACAAGCCCAUCUGUGAGGCUCUGCUAAACCAGAAGUUUUUCAACGGUGUUGGCAAUUACCUUCGGGCUGAGAUUCUCUACAGGUUGAAAAUCCCUCCCUUUGAGAAGGCACGGACUGUUCUGGAGGACCUGAAGCCCCAGGAACAGUCAUCUGGACUAACCUCUAGGAAAAAGGUGAAGCCGAAACAGGAGAACCCCGACCUGCUGGAGCUCUGUCACCUGGUGCCCAUGGAGGUUGUGAAUCUGGGUGGCAAAGGUUAUGAUCCCGUUAGGACGUCUGAUUACACCAUGUUCCUGGAGUGGACUCAGUGCUAUUUCGUCCCAGGCAUGCAGACCCUGCGCGAUGCCAAUGGCAGGACCAUCUGGUUCCAGGGCAAUCCUGGACCGAUGGCCCCAAAAGGAGGAAAACCACGCAAGAGACAGUUGAAAGUAAAACCUGAUCCUGAUACCUCAAGCUCCAAGGUCACAAAACAGGAGACUGUGGCCAGUAUUCCUCAGAAAGAUGUUGUGGGAACAAGGAAGUCUGGAAGGAAGAAAGGGAACAGAAUUGCCCCCCAAACAGAGGACCACACUAUGGUUAAGGAAGCCAAGGUACCAAACACCAGAACUCGGAGAAAGGGUUCUGCCUUGCAGCAAUCUCCAGUACCAGAUUCUGUGGCUGAAUCCCAGAAGAGGCGAACAUCAACCCGGAAAACCAGGGGUACUGCUGCUGUUUCCACAAGACCCAGGCAGGUGAAGGCACAGUAACAUUCCUGAUGCAGAACAGCCUUCUCCCCUUCUGAGCCAUGUGCUGCUGAGGCAAAAGGGGGUAUAAACUCCUGGACGAUGCUCACAUAGCUGCCUUAUGUUGGUUUCUGGAUCCUGGCCUGGCAACAGGCAACACUGUGGGAAUUGUCUGCUUUGUCACUUAUGUGCUUUUUGAAGUCCUGCUAGGAACAUAUAGCAGAGCAACUACUAUGAGGCCUUUUAUACACUGAUUUGCUUUCUGGAAAUGUCGCUGUAGAUUCAGGCCACGGUCUCAGCCCCGAUUCCAAACAGCGAGUAGGCUUUGCAUAUGCCACCGCUGGAGGAGAUCUUUCUGCUCUGGGUGUCGAGGCCUGCGUUAAAGAGAGGGUUCUCUUGAUACAAUGGAACCUCUAUUUGCGACCAUAAUCCAUUCCGGAGGUCCGUCCGGAGUUCAAAACAGGUCGCUGGGAGAGGCGCCGUUGUGCGCAGGCAGCGAUUGCCCGCUUCUGCGCAUGCACAAACGGCGAUUGCUACUCCUGCGCAUGCGCAAAUGGCGGCAAACCCGCCGGUUACUUCCGGGUUUGCAGCGGUCGCGACUUGGAAUGACCGUGAGAAGAGGCGUGGUAAGUUCAGGUUCAGCUGUAUAUUCACAACAGAGGAAUGACAUAGCUUAGCCUCCUCCAAUCUGGGAGCUGUUGCAGGGGCUUCUGGCAGGGGAAACCUAGCGCAACUCAUCAGCAGAUAGUUUUCGCUUGGUUUUGGGUAUAAUUGCACUGUUGUAUAAUCCGCAAGAAGAAUCCACAAGCUGAUGGCAUUACCUCCAGCUCCUCCAAGACCUGGACUCUGGGCGCUGCAAUUUAGGUGAAAUGAGUUUUGCCCUGUUGCUUCCUGAAAAGAGAUGUCAGAGGUUCUAGCUUCUGAACAGGGUGAGGGCCCAGUAUACACCUGUGCAUUUAAGGUGCAGGUUGUUGAAUGCAACCAGCAGGGGACUGCAGCGGGAAUGAAGUUUAAGCCGUUCCAGUUUCCCCCAGAGCAAAUGACACCUUCAUACUAUUUGCAUUAAAAACAGCACCACUGACAGACACAUUUAACAUCAUGUCUAGAUUGGCCUUUGGAUCAGGAGCACAAGAGCAGAGCUCAGCUGCUGAAACAGUUGCAGUAUUUCCUUCUCUGCCUUAUUUCCGACAGGAAUCUUCUCCGGGGCUCAAGAGCUACCUGGAUAAUUCAGGCCAAGACUUCAGCUGAUCAGUAAGAUAUCUAGAGGUAGUUCUGUUCAGCAAGGAGUCGGAUUUGAUCCACUGCUACAUUACCUCCUAGAUUUGAAAGAGACGUGCAUUUUAACAGUUACUCAGUCAAAUACUUUCUACCCUUGGUUAUUAUAUUCUUGGUGAUUAUAUUUCUAUCUCUCCUUUGAUUAUAUUCUUACGGUGCUUUUUGGUGCAAAUAAAGAUUUUUUUUCUAGAAA